ACAUCAACAUUCUGUGUACUAAUCAUUCAGUGAGCUGCUGCCGGAUAGUUUAGUGCCACGAUAAUAUUUGAAUUUUGGAGUAAUAUAUUCAAACAAAGCGCCUACUUUAUCAUUUCCAAUUAAGAAGUAUUUAGCAUUUUUCCAAACUGCGAUGUCUUGGUAUUAUACUCCUCGCCCUACCGUAUACCCCGCGGAAGAAUUCGAUGCUUCUGCCGAUGCAGCCGCUCUAAGAAAGGCCAUGAAGGGUUUUGGUACGGAUGAACAGGCGAUUAUAGAUAUCCUAUGUGCAAGAAGUAACCAGCAACGUCAGAACAUUUCUGAAGCGUUCACUCGGGAAUUGGGUCGGGAUUUAAUUGAAGACUUGAAGUCAGAGCUUGGCGGAAAAUUUGAAGAUGUAAUUGUUGGGCUUAUGUUGCCGCCUGAGAAAUAUCUAUGCAAACAGCUGCACAAAGCAAUGGAUGGGAUAGGUACCAACGAGAAGACACUGAUAGAGAUAUUGUGCUCAUUGAAUAACGAACAAGUCAAAGGAGUUGUUGACUGCUACGAAGAAAUGUACAACCGUCCACUUGCAGAGCAUUUGUGCAGCGAAACAUCCGGUAGUUUCCGGCGCUUGCUUACAAUGGUCAUUGUAGGUUCUCGUGAUCCACAAGGUACCGUGGAUCCCGAGUUGGCCGUUGAGCAGGCUAAUCAACUGUACAAUGCCGGCGAAGGCAAGCUGGGUACCGACGAGCAGGUGUUUUAUAAAAUUCUUGCACACGCCAGUUUCGAUCAACUUGAGCUGGUGUUUGAAGAGUACAAAAGUUUAACUGGUCGUACCAUUGAACAAGCGCUGAAAGCUGAGCUAAGUGGAGAACUGUACGAUGCACUGAGUGCAAUAGUCGAAUGCGUACAGAUGGCACCACAUUUCUUCGCUAAACGUUUACACAAGGCAAUGGACGGAGUCGGAACAGACGAUGCGACACUGAUUCGUAUUAUUGUCAGUCGCUCUGAAAUAGAUUUGCAGAACAUCAAAGACGAAUUUGAACAAAUGUAUAACAAGUCUUUACAUAGCGUUGUUAAGGAUGAAACAUCGGGUGACUACAAACGUGCUCUUUUGGCACUUAUCGGAAAUGCUUAAAAAUAACCCAUUAGUAAAACCCUUGUGGAAUACUAGAAGCCCCACCAUCAAAUUUAGCACACGUGUCUGUGUUUAAACGAAACUCAUAACUCUUCUUCAAUGUCUCAAAAAUUCAAAUUCAUAACUUAAAUUGAAUCAUUAAACGAACUGCCAAACAUCGAGGUCAAAUCAGAAAAAAUGCCUUGAAUCUCUAAAAGAUACAAAACUUUUUAACUUAUCUACUAAUACUAGGCUUAUAUGCGAUUUGAUAAAUUAUAUUGUAAUGCAUGUUUGUGUACGCAAGUAAAUGCAGUUUUAUUAUAUUGUACUGCAGUAAUAUAACAUGUCGCCGAUGAUGAAUAAACGAAUUGUUUGUUUGAAUUGGAAAAA
Messenger RNA from Malaya genurostris, 1486 nucleotides. RefSeq names its product annexin B10-like. Gene Ontology annotation, cellular component: cytoplasm. The record is from RefSeq and is a predicted model, not a curated record. The coding region runs from base 152 to 1117 and encodes 321 amino acids. Gene Ontology annotation, molecular function: calcium ion binding; calcium-dependent phospholipid binding. Lineage: Eukaryota; Metazoa; Arthropoda; Insecta; Diptera; Culicidae. The transcript is spliced from 4 exons.